AUGGGGACAGGAAUUCCAAGGGCUGCUUUCAUCGAUUCAGCUCUUGUACAACCGGAGCUUAUUGGUUUCUUUCAAGCACUGCUGGGGCAAGGAGUGAUAGGAGAGGAAGUCACUGAAGGAAUUCUGCAGUUCUAUUCAACUAGUAAGUUGCUGAAAGCAGUGAAUUACCACAGUGACACUGAGCAGCAAUUUGCAAGCUAUUAUGGAGUGUGUGACAACUCUGCAGUAUUCAUUACUAGCGAAUGGUGGUUUAAUCCCAGAACUGAUGAAAUUUCCAUAAAGCUGUGGUUCAACACCUUCAAACAUUUUUUAGAGGUAUCAGGACUGCAUGCUAACAUGGAGAAGAGUUCCUUAUAUAUUGCUGGGGUGACUGAUCAAUUUAAAGAACAGAUGCUGCAAGAACUCAGCCUUACUCUGGGUGAAUUACCAUUCAAAUACUUGGGAGUUCCACUCUUAACUAGAAAGUUGUCCAUCCAACAAUGCUUACCUAUGGUGGAGAAAAUGAUAGCAAGGAUAAAUUGCUGGUCCUCUAAACUUCUUUCAUAUAGUGGCAGACUACAACUUGUGAAAAGCAUACCAUUUGAGAUGCAAACUUACUGGGCACAGAUCUUCCUAUUAGCAAAGAAGAUUAUCUCUAUGGUGAAUACUGUCUGCAAAACUUUCUUAUGGACUGGAAGCAACAAUUGUUCUAGGAAAGCCCUGGUAGCAUGGGAGACUAUAUGCAAACCAAAAACUACAGGGGGGCUGAAUGUACUUGAUCUCCUCACAUGGAAUAGAUAG
Molecule: messenger RNA, 780 nt
Organism: Lycium ferocissimum
Lineage: Eukaryota; Viridiplantae; Streptophyta; Magnoliopsida; Solanales; Solanaceae
Exons: 4
Coding region: 1-780 (259 amino acids)
Source: RefSeq, a predicted model, not a curated record